This is a messenger RNA of Cladophialophora immunda, 669 nucleotides long. RefSeq lists its product as uncharacterized. The record is from RefSeq and is a predicted model, not a curated record. Bases 1 to 669 code for a protein of 222 amino acids. The transcript is spliced from 3 exons. NCBI's taxonomy places the organism in Eukaryota, Fungi, Ascomycota, Eurotiomycetes, Chaetothyriales, Herpotrichiellaceae.
AUGCCUGUUGUUACGCCAACACCUGUUGUGAUUGCUGAAGCGGAAACAACUCUGGCGAAAGAGUACAAAGAGUUCAAGAAAGCGAUGGAGACCGCCAGGAGACAGAAGAAGAUUGCCAACCGUCUCAAGAAGCUACGCGUACGUCUCAAAGACACCACUAUCCCUGCCAAGGUGUACAAGACCGGGACCAUUCAAAACCAGGAGCACAAUCUCACCAAGCUUCCACAGGAAGUCCGAGCCAUGAUCUUCAAAGCGCUGCCACUCAACGCAGAUCGCGCCUCCUUAGCUCUUACAUGCAAAAUCCAAGCCGCGUCGUACGAAGAAUUGAAAGCGGAGAAGAACAAGAAGGACUACGACCAUCAAGUGCCUAAGCGCUCCCUUCGAAUCCAUCGUCUGCAAAUGCUUGUUCGCAUCCGUGACACCAUGCCCCGGCAGUAUCGGCUGUGCUAUACGUGCCUCCAAUUCAUCGACACGGAGCACCUGGACAACAAAGGGACUUGGGGAGGCGAUCCCAUGCAAGUGCAGGGCCUCAAAGCGGACAAAGCUGCUAUGGUAAAAGGGCCUCGCUGCCCCCUUUGCGUCGCUGCUGAGAGGUUGGAGACUGCGAAACAUAAGAGUACGUACAAGAAGUACCUGGCUCUAGCAGACAGCUGCUCUCUGAAGAAGUGA